AUGGCAACAGUUACUGAUGGAAAACAGCAGCAACCAGAACAACAAGCAUUUAGUUCAUUAAAUCGAUCGCCGUGUCAUGUGAAAUUUAAUGAUACGAAUCGAAGUUCUUCACAACAACAGAAUAGUACAAAUCAAGAUGACCUGUCGUCAGGAUCUCGGCACGGUUCAUUAUCAUCGACAGAAAAAAGUGGACGUUUCGUAGUUGUCAAAUCAACUGAAGUAUCGGAUGCAAAUGAAGCUGAUGCAAUUAAUAAUGCAAAUUCAAUGACUGAAAAUGAAAAAGUCCCAUUACAAGCUCAAUCAACAGUAGAUUGUUCAAUAAAGUUAAAUGAAAGUAUUUAUGAGGAUCGUGAUAAUCGACCACGAACAGUACUUGAUCAACUAUAUAAUUAUAAAGGUGGGAUUGUACCAAAUCCAGCAGAAGCUGAAAAAUCAACAGGGAAUUCGCAGAAAUCUGCAAAUCUCGGUACAAUCUUCGGUGUUUACCUUCCAUGUGUUCAGAAUAUAUUCGGUGUUAUUGUGUUUAUUCGUCUGUUUUGGUUAAUUGGUAUUGCUGGCGCACUUCAAACGCUGUUAAUUGUUGUCAUUUGUAGUUCAUGUACUCUUCUAACAGCUAUUUCAAUGGCAGCUAUCGCAACAAAUGGUUUGGUACCAGCUGGCGGAGCUUAUUUUAUGAUAUCUCGGUCACUGGGACCUGAGUUCGGUGGUGCCGUUGGCAUACUAUUCUAUCUGGGCAAUACAUUUGCCGCUUCAAUGUAUAUUGUUGGAGCUGUAGAAAUUGUAGUCAAAUAUAUGUGCCCAGAAAAAUGUCGUCUUUUUGGAGAUGAUGUUGAAAUACCUAUGGUAGCAUUUAAUCAUUAUCGUAUAUAUGGUACUAUUCUUCUUCUACUUAUUGGAACUUGUGUAUUAAUUGGUAUCCGUUUUGUAACGAGAAUUGCUCCAAUUUCUUUAUUUGCUGUUGUUAUUUCGAUUUUUGCUAUCUAUGCCGGUGUUAUUAAAACCUCAUUUAAUCCACCGGAUUUACCUAUUUGUCUCGUUGGUUCGAAUCCAAGUCAUUUAAUCAAAUCUAAUGUAUUACAUAAUGAUAUACGUCGUUAUUGUCAUUCAGAUGCAUGGUGUGAUGAAGUAAAUAAAACUAUUCCAUGUCCACUUUAUGAAUAUAUUUGUACGAAAUCAACCAGUACACUCUGUUCACCAGAUAAACAGAUACAAAAUGUCCGCAUUGAACAAGGUGUACCUGGAUUAAAAAAUUGGCAAUUCUCCGAAAAUCUUUUUUCGCAUUAUCGUUCUGAGGGCGAAAUUGAACAUAAUAUAAAAGGUGAUGCAACAUUUGAAGUUGUUGCACAAGAGUUAACAACAUUUCUCAUACUUGUUGGUAUUUAUUUUCCAUCUGUUACCGGUAUUAUGGCUGGUUCCAAUCGGAGUGGAGAUUUACGUGAUCCUAGUCGAAGUAUUCCACGUGGAACUAUUGCUGCAAUAUUAACAACAUCUUUUGUUUAUUUAUCAAAUGUGAUCUUUUUGGCAUCAUGUAUCCAUGGUGCAUUAUUACGAGAUAAAUUUGGUGAUAGCAUUAAUAAGCAGUUAGUCGUUUCUGUCCUAGCAUGGCCAACUAAAUGGGUUAUUAUGAUAGGUGCAUUUUGUUCAACUGUUGGAGCUGCUUUGCAAACAUUAACAGGUGCUCCAAGACUUUUGCAAGCUGUAGCUAAAGACGAUCUAAUUCCAAUACUUCGCCCAUUAGCAAAAUCCUAUCGAGGUGAACCCAUGCCAGCAUUGUUUCUUACAUUAUUUAUAUGUGAAUGUGGAAUUUUGAUUGCUGACGUUGAUAAACUUACAGCAUUGCUAUCAAUGUUCUUUUUAUUAUGCUAUGGAUUUGUCAACUUAGCUUGUGCAUUGCAAACUAUUCUAAAAGCACCUAGUUGGCGACCACGUUUUCGUUUUUAUCAUUGGAUUCUUUCGAGUAUAGGUGUACUUCUUUGCAUUUCAAUUAUGUUUAUUGCUUCAUGGUAUUUUGCUCUGAUUGCCAUGUUGAUUGCAAUCAUCAUGUAUAAAUUUAUUGAAUAUAAAGGAGCGGAAAAGGAAUGGGGAGACGGUAUCCGUGGCUUAUCAAUGUCAGCUGCUCGUUAUGCCCUAUAUCGUGUUGAUGAAACAGAACCACAUACAAAAAACUGGAGGCCUCAAUUGCUUGCAUUCAUUAAUUUCGACCGAGAUGACGAAAAGGAAACAUAUUCAAUACAUCAUAGCAAAAUAUUUAAUUUUCUUUAUCAACUGAAAGCUGGAAAAGGUUUUGUUGUCGCAGCAAGUGUCUUAGAAGGUGAUUAUCUUGACAAUCACCAACAUAUUGAACCGAUUCGUGCAGUAAGUAUUACUUAGGAAGCAUUUUUACCAUCUCAAGUACGUAUUAUGUAGUUUGAACAUAGAAAUAAUAGUGUCAAUAACACUCUAGUACCCUGAAUAAAGCUCGAGGGAAGUAUCUCUAAUUCUGUAUAAAGUAAUAGUUCGAAUAGUCUGCUACAAUGAUUUACUACUUUUUAAUUGAUUUAAAGUUGUAGAAGUUUAACUAAAGGUGUUCAUUUCUCAGUUGAAUGGAUAAGAAUAGCCAAGCUAAAUUUGAAAAGAUCAAACAGAUACGUUAUCUUGUUAAUUAUGAUGCUUCUAUUAUAUAAGAUACUAUCAAACGAAUUAUUUACAAUCAUUGUAAAUUCAUAAUAAUUAUUUCUCACUAUAUAUCGAAACAGCUGAUCUUGCGGAGAAAAAGUCUAGUCUCUUUGAUAGGUCUAGUAGGUGGACCUGCUCGAAAUUAUAUCCUUGAUCUUUAAUUUAUUCCGUAAGAUGGAAGUUAGACUUCAAAAAACAAAGAAUAGUACAGGAUGAUCACACAUUUAUAUGUCAGAGGUUCUAAUCAGCAUUCUAACAGAGUCGCAUACAAAUUUUUACAUGCAUAGAAAAAGAGACAAAAAACAACGAAGGAAACAGUCCCAAGCAAGGGGGGAAAAGCUGAUUUAAAUCACAGUAAAACUCAACUUACAAUCAAUAUAAAUUAACUGUAUUGGAAUGAGUUUGCGUGAGUUUCAGUGCCUUUGAAUGAUUUUCAGUAAUAAUUUAUGAUUUGG
Messenger RNA from Rotaria socialis, 3110 nucleotides. Lineage: Eukaryota; Metazoa; Rotifera; Eurotatoria; Philodinida; Philodinidae. The record is from the annotation of a GenBank genome assembly.